AUGCGUUCCUUCCUUUUCCUUGCAACGAUUGCUCCUUUGGUUAUCGCGUGCAAUAGCCCAAAAACUGAUGGUUGUGCCUCUGCUUUUACGGCCUCGUCUUCGGAUGCGGCGGCUUUCUGUGCAAGGUAUACGACAGCUCCGGUGACACAGACUACGGAUCUGCCCGCUUAUGCGAAGUAUUGUUCAAUGAAGCCGAAGAAGCUUUCGAGUGUUUGUAGCUGUCUUGUUGUGCGGACGACUUUGCAGACUGUUGCAGCGAAUUAUUCUUCCACGACAGCAGCGAAAGUUACUAGCGCUACUGGUGCAGCAGGAGGAGAUGGAACGGCUUGCACAGCCACGGAAUAUGCACAGAUCACCUCCGUCGUCAAGUCAUGUACUAACAUUGUCCUGGACAACAUCUCGGCACCAGCCAGCUCCACCAUUGAUCUCAUCGCUCUCCAGACCGGCUCAACGGUCACUUUUUCUGGAACAACCUCCUUUGACACAACUUCCAAUGAUAACUUUGAUCCUAUCGUGAUCGGCGGUACUGACAUCACCAUCACGGGCGCAGAUGGCCACGUAAUUGAUGGCAAUGGAGCAGCAUACUGGGAUGGAAAAGGCUCAAACGAUGGAGUUGCAAAGCCUGACCACUUCAUCGUCCUCAAAGACAUUACCAACGGCCAUAUCUCCAACUUGAAUGUCCAGAACUGGCCAGUCCACUGCUUCGACAUCACGGGUGCUGAUGGCUUGACAAUCACCGGUCUGACUCUCGACAACUCAGCUGGUGAUGCUUCUAACUCUGCGAGUGACGGUAAGGCAGCUGCACACAAUUCAGAUGGCUUUGACAUCUCGGGCUCCACGAAUGUGGUGUUAGCAAACACAGUGGUGAAGAACCAAGAUGACUGCGUGGCCGUCACUAGUGGAACAAACAUCACCGUGACAGGAAUGACCUGCUCUGGAGGACAUGGUUUGAGCAUUGGCUCUGUCGGCGGAAAGAGCGACAACUCAGUCUCCGGCAUCACCUUCUCAGACUCCACCAUAACCGACAGCGAAAAUGGCUGCAGAAUCAAAUCCAACGCUGGCAAGACUGGUACAAUCGAGAACAUCGUGUACCAAAAUAUCGUUCUCUCAGGUAUCACCGACUACGGCAUUGAUGUUCAGCAAAAUUAUCUGAAUGGAGGAGCAACAGGUGACCCAACGAACGGCGUCACGAUUUCGGGCGUGACGUUCAGCAAUGUGACGGGUACUGUAACUUCCUAUGGAACGAACUAUUAUGUUCUCUGUGGCAGCUCAAGUUGCAGCGAUUUCAAGUUCACGAAUGUUGCCAUCACUGGAGGGGGAACGGCCAGUACUUGCAAUUUCCCUUCGACGGGAUGCCUGUCGUAG
Hyaloscypha bicolor E is the source of this 1365-nucleotide messenger RNA. RefSeq names its product glycoside hydrolase family 28 protein. Gene Ontology annotation, biological process: pectin catabolic process. Gene Ontology annotation, cellular component: extracellular region. Bases 1 to 1365 code for a protein of 454 amino acids. NCBI's taxonomy places the organism in Eukaryota, Fungi, Ascomycota, Leotiomycetes, Helotiales, Hyaloscyphaceae. The transcript is spliced from 4 exons. Gene Ontology annotation, molecular function: polygalacturonase activity. The record is from RefSeq and is a predicted model, not a curated record.